Molecule: messenger RNA, 1464 nt
Organism: Helobdella robusta
Lineage: Eukaryota; Metazoa; Annelida; Clitellata; Rhynchobdellida; Glossiphoniidae
Exons: 15
Coding region: 1-1464 (487 amino acids)
Molecular function (GO): flavin adenine dinucleotide binding; oxidoreductase activity
Source: RefSeq, a predicted model, not a curated record
AUGGCUGAGAAGUAUACAUUUAUUGUUGUGGGGGGAGGAAUAGCUGGUGUCUCAUGUGUUGAAAAUCUGGCCACAUUAUGUCCAGAAGAUAAUAUCUUACUCAUCAGUUCAUCCCCAAUUGUAAAAUCAGUCAUCAAUCUAAAACAGUUGACUAGGAACCUGGAGCAAUUUGAUGUUUAUGAGAAGCAUUCAUCGGAGCUAGAGUCCCAAUAUGCCAAUGUGUCAAUCACUCAGGAUGAGGUCUCAUCGUUUGAUUCAUUUAAUAAGGUACUUGGCACCAUCAAUAGCAAAUCAUUCAGAUAUGAAAAAUUGUGUAUUUGUACUGGGGCUAGUCCAAAGGUGAUUGCAAAGAACAAUGAGUUUGUUAUUGGCAUCCGGGACACAGAAACAGUUUUUGAGUUUGAAUCCAGGCUUGUCAAAUCUCGCAGGGUGGUCAUUGUUGGCAAUGGAGGGAUUGCCACAGAACUAGUUUUUAAAAUUCAGCGAUGUGAAGUGCUGUGGGCUAUAAAAGAUAAUUCGAUAAUCAGCACCUUCAUUGAUCCGGGGGCAUCCAGGUUCCUCCUUCCGCACAUGUUGGGCGUGGGAGCCGAAGAGGAACCUUUUGUGAAGAGGGGGAAGUUUUCCGUUGAAGCAGCAAGUAAGGAUGCCAACACGCAUACCUCCAGUUACGGGUGUGCGCUGGGACCGGAUUGGAUUGAUCUGCUGAAGGCACAAGGUCGAACUAGCAAGGUCAGGUGCAAGGAGGACAUUUACUGCGUGGAGGUGAAGGACAUUCUGACCUUGAAUCAGGUCAGGUCACUUGGUUUGAUCCAGAAUUCUAUUGAAGGAUCCGCACUGAAUGAUUUAGGUGAGUGGCCGGUGUACGUCCGACUGACCAAUGAAAAGUUGUACGGCUGUGAUUUCGUGAUCAGUGCUACUGGAGUGCUGCCCAACAUUAAAUCAUUUGAAAAUUUUGAAUUAGGGAAAGAUGGCGGUUUACUAGUGAACGAACGUAUGCAGACGUCGAUCAGUGAUGUGUACGCCGCCGGGGACGUGUGUACAGCGGGCUGGAAACUAUCACCAUUCUGGCUGCAGAUGAGAUUGUGGAGCCAAGCAAGACAGAUGGGCGUCCAGGCCUCACGCUGCAUGGUGGCAGACUGGAUCGUGUUCGACGAAUCUGAACAAAUGGAUUUCUGCUUUGAGCUGUUCGCCCACGUAACGAAAUUUUUCAAUUACAAGGUUAUCUUACUCGGAAAGUUUAAUGGACAGGAUCUCAAUGAUGAUUACAAACUUCUUAUCAAAGUUGUGGAAGGUUGUGAGAAGUACAUAAAAGUGGUUCUGCAGGGGGGUAGGAUGGUUGGCGCUAUACUCAUUGGGGAGACCGACCUCGAGGAAACCUUUGAAAAUUUGAUACUGAAUCAGCUCGAUCUAACCAGAUAUGGCGAUGGAUUACUGGAUCAGGAUAUUGAAGAUUUUUUCGAUUGA